AUGCAGGGAAUGGACGUACCAGAUGUGACUUUGGUCAUUCAGUGGCGAGCGUCGUGCAGGUUGUCUGCCAUUUGGCAGUGGUUUGGUCGUGCAGCCAGAGACCGCACGCUGGAAGGGACUGCGUUGCUGUUCGCAGAAAAAGAGUAUUUCGACGAUAUACGUGAAGAUAAGCGUAAGCGUCAGGAGCGCAAAAAGAAAGCAACAAAUGCACCAGAUAACCAACCGGCUGCCAAAUGCUGUGUAAUUAAUAGUUUGACUGCUAUUGAUGUUGCGCACCUGGAAGGAGAGGAUAGUGCCCAGUCUACCAAUAAUACUAGUGGCUCAGCAGCAAACUCACCUAAGGUUAUAAUUACUGAUGCACAGUUGAGGGAUUUAAUAAAACCGGCAAGCACAUUGGAGAGGUUAUCAAGGCAGAAGAGAGAGAAUGAACUGGACCGAGCAAUGGACUUGUUGAUCAACGCUGAUUAUUGUGGCGUUGGGUGUCGUCGGAAGGUGUUUAAUAUCCAAUUUGACAACGGAUCAGCAGGUGCGACUUUCCUAUACUGUAUUAAUAAUUGCAAUAAUAUUUUAUAG
Molecule: messenger RNA, 573 nt
Organism: Suillus subalutaceus
Lineage: Eukaryota; Fungi; Basidiomycota; Agaricomycetes; Boletales; Suillaceae
Exons: 1
Coding region: 1-573 (190 amino acids)
Source: RefSeq, a predicted model, not a curated record